Messenger RNA from Penicillium maclennaniae, 1380 nucleotides. RefSeq names its product putative exopolyphosphatase. Gene Ontology annotation, cellular component: cytoplasm. Lineage: Eukaryota; Fungi; Ascomycota; Eurotiomycetes; Eurotiales; Aspergillaceae. Gene Ontology annotation, molecular function: exopolyphosphatase activity. The coding region runs from base 1 to 1380 and encodes 459 amino acids. The record is from RefSeq and is a predicted model, not a curated record. The transcript has a single exon.
AUGACCCUCCUUCAAUUCCUGCGCCAGGCGCGUCAGGUACACCUCCAGUUCCUAGCUGGGGCCCUAUCCGAGCCUCCCAUCUAUGUCGUGGGCAAUCCCUCCGCCGAUCUCGACUCAAUCAUCUCCGCCAUCGUUUACUCCUACUGGGCCAGCAAUCGUCUCCCUAGCACCACCCCACGCCCCCAUGUGCCACUCCUCAACCUCCCGAUCGUGCCUGCCGGCUCUGAGCUAUACCGGCUGCGACCAGAGUUUGUCACUGCUUUAUGGUUGUCCACCAGCUUUCCCGCAUUAAACUCCGACGAACGCUUCGAAAAUUCAUCCGACUCCGCGGGGAAGCUCCUGCGAGAGCACAGCGUCACAGUUGCGGAUUUUGCACAAAGUCUUCGAGACAAUGCGAUAUCGCGACAAAUCUUUGCUGACGCGACAAUGGUCGAUUGGAACGCGAUGCCACACCGCGUCGAGGGUCAAAUUGGACAUGGCUCCAUAGCUGGUCUCUCUGAGGUAUGUUUCCGCACGGUGGGGUGUGUCGACCAUCACGUCGACGAGCACUUCGUACCUAGCCAGGAUGCCCUCCCUGCAGGCCAACCCUUGAUAAUCCAAUCUGGUCCGGGAUCGUGUUCUUCCCUGAUCGUCAAUGAGUUGGUUCGACGUGAUCUCUGGGCCGCAGAAGCGUCUUCCGCCGAAACUGCGCAGCUUGCGAAGCUGGCCCUAGCCUCAAUCCUGAUCGACACCUCAAACCUGACGGCUGAAGGAAAGGUAACGGAGGUUGAUAUUCAGGCUGUGAGGUUCCUGCGCGAGCAGGUUGCGAAGGAGGACCUCAAAUGGGAUGCGGAGGCAUUCUAUGAACAGGUUCAAGCCGCGAAGACAAACAGCCUGGAUUUGUUGACCUUGGAUGAGGUCCUAGACCGAGAUUACAAGGAAUGGACCGAAACAUCUUCAUCUGGGCAAUCGAUCAAACUUGGCUUUUGCUCUUCUGUCAAACCCAUCCGCUGGGUCGUUGAGAAGGCAGGCGCGCCUCAACAGUUCUUGGAGGGCCUACAUGCAUUCGCUGCAGCUAAACAGCUGGAUGCGGUGGUUGUCAUGACCUCGUUCGAUUCCGUGGACAAUGCAUUCUCCAGAGAAUUGCUCAUUUGCGCGAUUGGUGAUUGCGAUGCUGCUGUCAAGGCUGCAGAGGCCUUUGUUGAGCAGAACGCUACUCACCUUGGCCUCGAGAGAUGGUCGCCAGUGGUCUGUGAGUGCCCUGAUUCGACAGAACAUGCGAUUUGGUCUACGCUGAACGGAGACUCGGGGAUUUGGAGACGCUUUUGGCAACAGACAAACACGACUGCUAGCAGAAAGCAGGUCGCACCGCUGCUGCGGAAAGUAGUUGCCAACUCAUGA